Messenger RNA from Corticium candelabrum, 2988 nucleotides. RefSeq names its product neutral alpha-glucosidase C-like. The record is from RefSeq and is a predicted model, not a curated record. The coding region runs from base 16 to 2895 and encodes 959 amino acids. NCBI's taxonomy places the organism in Eukaryota, Metazoa, Porifera, Homoscleromorpha, Homosclerophorida, Plakinidae. Gene Ontology annotation, biological process: carbohydrate metabolic process. The transcript has a single exon. Gene Ontology annotation, molecular function: hydrolase activity, hydrolyzing O-glycosyl compounds.
UAAGUCACAAAGACAAUGACUUUCCGUCGAUUCUCGACGUUUCUUGGUGUUUGCGGCAUGUUGAUGGUAGCACACGGUCAGCAGCAUGAUCCAGUGGCUAACAACAAGUCGUUUGUACUGUCAGGAAAGGCGCGCUUCACCGUUUUGACAUCUCAUAUCAUUCGCAUGGAAUAUGGCGUCUUCACAGACGCACCAACGUUUGUAUUUCUCAACAGAAACCUUCCCACUGUGGAAUACACCAAGAAGCAGGACGGUGAGUGGAUGGUACUUAGAACAGAUGCUGUAGAGCUGAGGUAUUUGACAACAACAAACCAUAGCUUUGACCAUACAAAUUUAAUGGUAUCAGUUAUGCUAAAUGGUAAGAAAGUCAGUUGGACGUCACUGCCUACGUGGAAUCGCACAAUUGGUGGCAACUUACUAGGCACAUUUAGAACUCUUGAUGGUUGCAAUGGGGAUAUGACGGAGAACAUGAACUGUUAUGAGAACACGAGGUCCGACUUGCACUGUACCUUAGGUCUAGUGUCAAGAGAUGGCUAUGUGGUAGUUGAUGAUACAAACUCUCCUGAGUUUGAUAACUCUUUGUGGCCUUGGGUUUAUACUCGAUCUCUUGAGUCUCCUUCGGUGGAGACAUGCAGCAUUGAUGGCGAACAGAGACAAGACUGUGGAUACUAUGAUAUAUCAAAAUUGAAUUGUGAAGGCAAAGGAUGUUGCUUUGUUGAUGAUGAAAGACGUAAGAAAAUGGGUGGUCGAGUUGGUGGUGUUCCCAGCUGUUAUUACAGUCGUGCAGCUGUGAGAGAUUUGUACUUUUUUGGUCACGGCCAUAACUACACUCAAGCCUUAUAUGAGUUUACUUUGUUGGCUGGCAAGAUUCCUAUGCCUCCACGCUUUGCCUUUGGUGUCUUCUACUCACGUUACUGGGCUUUUAGUGACGAAGGGCAACAAGAAGUUGUUAACGGUUAUGAGGAACAUGAAAUCCCACUGGAUACACUUGUGACUGACAUGGACUGGCACAUCACUUUUUAUAAAGAGGCAGCAGAAGGCAAAAAAGAUCAAGCAGGUGAAAGCAUAGGAUGGACUGGCUUUACCUGGGAUAAGCACUUAUUUCCUAAUCCAAAAGCUUUUCUUUUGUGGUGCAAAUUACGUGGCCUAAAAAACACUUUGAAUCUUCAUCCUGCAUCUGGCAUUCAGCCUUGGGAAGAGAAAUAUAAAGACAUGGCUGUUGCCAUGGGAAUCGAUCCUUCUACAGAGCAUUACGUGCCAUUUGAUCCAGCAAACAAACAAUUUAUUAGCAAUUGGUUUAAGAUUGUGUUGGGAGAGCGUGUUGAAGAGGGGAUCGACUUUUGGUGGAUGGAUUGGCAGCAAGGCGAAGAAUGGAUGCAAAAGCCAGGAGUCAAUCCAACCUUCUGGCUUGCUUACUUGUUUUUUACAAACCCUUACCAGUGGACAAACAAUGGAUCCAAGACUCGGCCAAUGUUGCUGAACCGAUUUGGUGGAUUGGGGAAUCAUAGAUAUCAAACUGGCUUUUCAGGUGAUGUUUAUCCUAAUUGGCAGUCUUUGGACUUCCAGGUAUAUUUCACAGUUACAGCUUCUAAUGUUGGCUUUGGUUAUUGGAGUCAUGAUAUUGGAGGUCACCUUGAACGUCCUUCACCUGAAUUAUACACUCGUUGGAUUCAAUGGGGUGCAUUUUCUCCCAUUUUUCGUACACACUGUACUAAGGAUACCAAUAAUGUUCGUGAAAUUUGGUUGUAUUCUCCUGAGUAUUACCCAUAUUUACGAGAUGCUAUUGUGUUGCGUGGUGCUUUAGUUCCAUAUCUUUAUACUCAAGCUCGUCACGCAUAUGAUACAGGCAUCAGUCUUGUCAGACCAAUGUACUACUAUCAUCCUGAGAACACCGAGUCAUAUAUGUAUCGCACACAAUACUACUUUGGAGACAGUUUUCUGUCAGCUCCAAUCACUAGUCCAAUAGACAACACUACCGGUUUGGCAACAAAAGAGAUUUGGUUUCCUGAAGGAGACACAUUUCUUGGUUGGCAGUCUGGCUUGGUGAUGAAGGGACCUCUUGUUGUGAAUUUUACUUCUACUGUGUAUGAGAUCCCUGUGUUUGGAAAGGUGGGAAGUGUCAUUCCUCUAAGGGAAGAUGGAUAUGUCAUACGAUCCUCUCUAGGAUCAGCACAAAUGAUACCUGACACUCUUAAAUUGUUGGUAUUCAGUGGAGGUGAUGCUAAAAGCAAUGGUGGUGGCAUGUUGUAUGAAGACGAGGGUAAUACAACAGACUAUCAGAUGGAGGGUCACGGAGUGUGGACAAAGUUUACCUAUAGGGUUACCCAUGACUCGUUGUCAUUAGAUGUGUCUUCUGUCAUAGAAGCAUUUGAGUACUUUCCAGCGAAACGUUCCUAUCAGGUGCAGUUUCUUGGUGCUUGGCCUGCAAGGAAUGUCACCAUCAAUGGUGAGACCAUCCUGUAUGUUGCAUUUGAGAAGUCUUUUUCUCGUUAUAUGCACGACAGCUGGACAUAUGAUGGUCACUCGUUGUCUCUAUUUGUCAAUAUUGUUUCACCUCGACCAACCAAUACAGCCAUCCAGAUUAGAGUGAUAACCAUGUUCGAUCAAAGUUCACCUCACCUUGGCUCUGGAUACCCUCGUAUGAUACAGCGAAUGAAUAAAGCAAAGCGUCUUCUUGAUGAUCAGUGGGGUUCUGACAGAGUUUAUGAUGAAGAUUAUGAAGCUCUAAUUGAUGGAGCAGAAACUGGAGAGAGAAUCACAUAUGAUUACUCUACCGCUUUCGAGGAGAUAGAUAAAUUUCAAGACAAAGUGCAAACGGCCAUAGGACAACUGAAGAACUUGACCCAUCUACAUGAUGACAUUCGAAACCUCAUUCUAGCCCAGCUGACUGGUUGAUCUGAGAUUGUGCAUGAGAUUGCCUUUUCUACAAUUGAUCAGGUAUUGUUGUUGGCUGUGGUCAGAAAAUUUAUUUGUGGUGUUUGUAUGACA